CCACCACCACCGCUCACCCGUCACCCAUCAUGUCCUUCCGUACCGGGCUCGGGCUUCGUGCCUCAACUUCGGCCCCUUCAUCAUCAUCGCGCCUCCUGAUCCGCCCUUUCCAGACUACCACCCGUCUGCCCGCCUCUCACCCUUCUGCGUCGGCCUCAUCCUCCUACAUCAAGGGGACGGUCAACGACCCCACGACGUACCCGCCGCCUAAUGCGACUCAUGGUCAUCAGCACUGGGCUGUCGAGAGGGCCAUCUCAGUCGCACUCUUGCCCCUGACGGCUGUUGCGUUUGCGAAGCACGGAGCGAGCGGUGUGCUGGACGCUGCGCUUGGUUUGAGCUUGGUGGCGCACAGUCAUAUCGGCUUCGACUCCAUCUUCAAUGACUACCUGCACAAGAGGAAGUUCCCCAUCGCCGGCCGUAUCUGGCCUUGGGGCAUCCGUGUCGCCGCAGUGGGCGCCAUUGCGGGUCUUUACGAGAUGCAGACGAACGAUGUCGGACUCACAGAGCUCUGCGCCAAGCUCUGGACUGCCUGAGCGACUUGAGCUUCGUGAGCAAACAGAGAUGUACAGGC
This is a messenger RNA of Jaminaea rosea, 571 nucleotides long. RefSeq lists its product as hypothetical. Gene Ontology annotation, cellular component: mitochondrial envelope; membrane. The transcript is spliced from 3 exons. The record is from RefSeq and is a predicted model, not a curated record. The coding region runs from base 30 to 533 and encodes 167 amino acids. NCBI's taxonomy places the organism in Eukaryota, Fungi, Basidiomycota, Exobasidiomycetes, Microstromatales. Gene Ontology annotation, molecular function: heme binding; ubiquinone binding. Gene Ontology annotation, biological process: mitochondrial electron transport, succinate to ubiquinone; tricarboxylic acid cycle.